AUGCAGCCACUCAGUCGCUCACACAGGAACGGUUAUCCCGUUCCUUUCUUCGGUUUGGCUCUUGUGUUACUGGUUUGCUUGAAUUCUCCCACCAGUUCCUGCACAGACCAGGAGAAGAGCUCCCUACUCCAGCUCCUCACUGGGCUCUCGAGCGAUGGUGGCCUCACAGCAUCGUGGCGAAUCGACACGGACUGUUGCACGUGGGAAGGGAUCACCUGCAACCAAGAUAGGACGGUCACUGAUGUUUCGCUGGCAUCUCGAGGCCUAAAGGGGUCCAUCUCACCGUUCCUUGGCAACCUCACUGGUCUUUUGCGCCUCAACCUGUCCCAGAACUCGCUGUCCGGUGGGUUGCCACUGGAAUUAGUGUCAUCCAGCAGCAUCCUCGUUCUUGAUGUCAGCUUCAACUGCCUGACAGGAGGCCUGAGUGAGUUGCCAUCUUCAACCCCUGCACGGCCUCUGCAGGUACUGAACAUCUCAAGUAACUGUUUUACAGGAAGGUUUCCAUCCACAACAUGGGAGGUGAUGAAGAGCCUGGUCGUGCUUAAUGCUAGCACCAACAGUUUCACUGGGCAGAUACCCACUACGCCCUGUGUUAGCGCGCCAUCUUUGCUGUGCUUGAACUCAGUUUCAACCAACUCAGUGGAAACAUCCCUCCAGGACUCAGUAAUUGCUUGGCGUUGA
Triticum turgidum subsp. durum (durum wheat) is the source of this 681-nucleotide messenger RNA. The record is from the annotation of a GenBank genome assembly. Lineage: Eukaryota; Viridiplantae; Streptophyta; Magnoliopsida; Poales; Poaceae.